AUGGUCGUUAUGAACUUUCGGCCUGUGUAUUUAAAGCGGUUGUACCACGGAAUCGUUGGCAAUGUACCCGAAAUAAGAGUAUUAGCCGAAAUGUUGGCUGUUCCAUUUAACUGGGAGACUUCUGCAGGAUAUAAAAUAUUACUCAGGACAAUAUCAUUGUUACAAGACAACUCCUUCAAACAGAAUCUUUCAGCCAACUGUAAACGCCGCAAGGACAAUGGAGGUAUGCAAUUUUCAACUUCCAUAGAAACAAUAGGAGUGGUGCGCAUGGCUCCACUGAUUAUUCUCAGACCCAUAUUCUGUAUCACAUCCAAUUUUCUUAACAAUGUGCUACUAAUAUUCAUGUAA
Messenger RNA from Parnassius mnemosyne (clouded apollo), 348 nucleotides. The record is from the annotation of a GenBank genome assembly. Lineage: Eukaryota; Metazoa; Arthropoda; Insecta; Lepidoptera; Papilionidae.